Messenger RNA from Centropristis striata (black sea bass), 994 nucleotides. It is a transcript of the gene lamp3, whose product is annotated as lysosomal associated membrane protein 3. Lineage: Eukaryota; Metazoa; Chordata; Actinopteri; Perciformes; Serranidae. The record is from RefSeq and is a predicted model, not a curated record. Gene Ontology annotation, cellular component: membrane. The coding region runs from base 119 to 883 and encodes 254 amino acids. The transcript has 7 exons.
UUAAGUGUUAAGGUGUUCAACAGUUUCACAUUUACAAGCAAAACCACCACCACAACUGCAGCACUCACACUGCACCGGUCGUCCAGGAUUGCAGCAGUAUUCUUUUAUCUUCUGCGUGAUGAUGUUGAGGGUUCACACAGGUGGUUUGGCUCUUUUCUUCCUGGCUGCUGCUUUUCCAGAUGUCCAUCUCCAGAGAAAUGACAGCUCAGUCCAGCCCGCCUCUGACUCUGAGCUGCAGGUUCAGGUCUACCAGCCGGUGCUGCAGCCCUCUGAGUCUGUUCCUCCAAUAGGGACCUACAAGCUGGAAAACCAUCUUGGGGAACCCUGCAUCAAAGCCACCAUGGGAGCAGAGUAUAUCGUCAUUGAAAAGAAGAAGGCUUGGUACUUCAACCUGGACCCCUCCAGGGUCAGGAUUGGUGGACACUGUGGCAAAGAAACUGCUGUUCUUUCUCUGACGCUGCCAGACAACGAUACCAGUCUGCAGUUCUACUUCAGAAAGGAAAAUAAUCUUUUCUACGUGGAUAAGAUGACUGCUUGUGUGUCUCCUGUGCCGGUCUGCCCAGGAUGUGCCAAUAAGACAUAUUCAGGUUUUUUGGCCAAUGACAAGCUGUUCACAGCAGCUGAUGGACAAAGCUUUAAGUGCAGAUCUAAGACUGUGCUCCCCAUGUCGCCGGAGCUGAAGAUCAAGCUGGUUCCUCUGCAGAUUCAAGCCUUCACUCUACGGAAAGGUCGCUAUGGAGAAGUGGUGGAGUGUUGGGCCGACUUUCACCAGCGAGUGAUUCCCAUCAUCCUCGGAGCCAUAGUGGUGGGUCUUAUUCUGAUGGCUGUGCUGACCUCCUUGUUCAUCAAAGACCGCCGCAGACAAGGAUAUGACAGGCUCUGAGCAUGUUGUGAAGCUGGAUGGAGAUGUACUCCACAUUAAGGAAUAUUUCAUUCUCACUUACUGUUACAAAAGGAUCUCAAAAUUUCUCUUCCUAACUUGAAAGUAACUAAA